AUGGCUGAUCCUGUUGCUGAUUUCCUCGCUCGCGAACAAGACAUUAUGGCUGAGAUCGAAGGAGCACCAGCUGAUCCUGCUGCCGUCAAUGUUGUUGAAGCUGAUUUAGUCAAUGAGUUCGGAGAUAUGGCUGUUGUGCCAGAUCCAGUUAGCAUCCAAGGAGGUGACUCAGGUGUUGACCUUAGUGGACUGAUGAACACAAAUCCUCCUGCUGUUAACUCAGGAUCCUUGAGUUCGAAUGGACCAUCCCCUGUACCUGUUCGCGUUGAAGCUGAGAACAUCAGGAGAUGGCGCGAGGAGCAGAAAGUUGUGCUCGCUCAGAAAGAUGAAGCUGAGGAGAAGAAGAAACAAGAGUGGAAGACUAAUGCCACUAAGGAACUCGAAGAUUGGUACAAACAAAGAGAUGCUACCUUGAAAGGAACCAAGGAAGCCAAUAGACAAGCUGAAGCAGAACAUCUUGCUGCCUAUAGUAAUCAACAAGGAGAUGCUGCUCAAUGGGACGAAAUCGUAAAGUUAUGCGAAGCCAAGGCUCAGAAAGGAGGUAAAGAUGUGAGCAGAAUGAAGAGUAUGAUCCUUCAUCUCAAGGAACAACAUGCCAAAUAA
Auanema sp. JU1783 is the source of this 603-nucleotide messenger RNA. The record is from the annotation of a GenBank genome assembly. Lineage: Eukaryota; Metazoa; Nematoda; Chromadorea; Rhabditida; Rhabditidae.